Molecule: messenger RNA, 1733 nt
Organism: Owenia fusiformis
Lineage: Eukaryota; Metazoa; Annelida; Polychaeta; Sabellida; Oweniidae
Source: the annotation of a GenBank genome assembly
GUCGAGAUAUGCGUGUACUAACAUAACAUAUAGUAGUAUUUAAUUAGUUUCGGGGUGAAUUUUAAAGCCAUAAUAAUUGAAAUAGAUGAAAAUGGGUAUCAAGGAACUCUGUAUCAGGAUUCUAUUAAACUCCAUUAACACAAUAGAUUAUUACGUCCGUAAAUACAUAGGUGCUACUGCUCUCCGAGUCGAUAGUGACAAAGCACGUCUCGAUCUUGAAACACUUGUAGAACAUAGAGGACGGGAUUAUGACUUUAUUGAACCAUGUUGUAUUCUGAUGGAGGGUUUAUCAAAGGAUCGACAGUUGACUCUGUUCGGGAGAUACGUUGCGAAUGAGCUGCUUGGAGGUGCAAAAACGAUUGAAACGUUUCUAGCUUAUGUGGACAACAACCCGGAAAUCAAUGAGGUUGAGAUUAAAAAUCCUAUAUUCAUCGUUGGGCAAAUGAGGACAGGGACUACUUUUUUGUUUAAUUUACUUGCGCAAGACGAUAGCCUGUUUGCACCUCCUGUAUGGCAAAUGCUGAACCCUACGCCAUUGAAUAACAACGCAUGCGAAAAGGAGGCGAGGGUAGGACAUGCACUUCAAAACAUAGAUCUUUUGAACACGUGCUUUCCUGAUAUCAAGAAAACACAUCCCUUGGACGCUUUAGGUCCCGAAGAGUGCGAAGUUCAAUUCUUGCGAUGUUUUGUGUCACGUGACCUUCCUUUAAUGGCCCACAAGAAACUUCUAUCUUACAUGACGUGGUACCAAACAAUUGAUGAUGAAACUCUAGCAAGGCUUUACCGUCAUUACGACUUGGAAAUCAAGGCCUUCGUUUACCAAAUGGGAAAAGUGCAAAAGCGUGUACUUCGAAAGGAUUCAAACCACAUGAGCUUCAUACGACAAUUGAUGGCAACAUAUCCAGAUGCAAAAAUUGUUCAUACAGUGCGCGAUCCUGCCAGUUUCGUCCCUUCGUCUUGUAGUGUAAACGAGACAUACGCUGAACAGUAUUAUUUCAAGAGCGACAUAGAACCACUGGUAAUCAGUCACAGAGUGUUAAAGCACAUGAAGCACGAGGCAGAAUGUUUCACGUCAUUCAGGAAGUCAUAUGACGUCACCAACCAAGGAAAGGGCGCAUGCGCAUUCCUGGAUAUCAAUUUUAGAGAUUUGGUGAAAUCACCAAUGGCAACUGUAAGGUCUAUCUAUGCACAUAUUGGGAAAGAGUUAUCACCAAAGGCGGAAUUUGCUAUGAGACAAUAUAUCAAAGAUAACCCUCAACACAAACAUGGGGUCCAUUCGUAUUCUUUAGAAAAGUAUGGACUUGAGGCUGAUUUGCUGAGAAACGAAUUCAAAGAAUACAUACAAUAUUUUAACGUGAAAUACGACAAAUAGAGUUAUUAGUAUAUAAACGUAACGAUACUACAAGGUAUUGAAGACAUUUUCAGGAUUCGAUCAUUUAAUGAUAUAAAACAAGCUGACAAACUUUCUGUUUGGGAUACCCCAACUGGUUAUCGUUUGCGUUAAACUUAAUUUAGCACACUUUUGAAAUUGUUCAACGAGGAAGUAAAUGUUUUCUCACACAGCUCAUCGUAUGAAAUGUGAGAUAUUCUAUCUUAAAUUUAAACAACAUGAAUUAUGUCAUACCAGUAUGCCUAUGACGUCUCAAUAUAUUACUCUGCCAAUUUAACAUGUUAUUAUAGAAAAUACAGAAUGCGGGAUAAGUGAUGCCACAUAUCACAUGUUUACAUGUAGG